CUCCGGCGAGGAGCUGCGGCCCCCGUUUCCGCCUCUGUCUGUCACCCAUGGAGCAGGGAAGCAGCCCGGAAAGAGAGCCUUUGCUGCCGCCGCCAGCAGCAGCUCCCGAGCAUGACCGAGGGCUGCGUCGCCUCUACUCUGGCACGGACAGCGCUGCCCCGGGAGACGAUGGGCACUGCGGCGGGUCCGCGGCCUUGUCUCGCCCAGUCUGCAACGUUUUUGACGACCACAAUAUCUACUUCAACCAAGCUGUAGUAUUCAUUGAAGAUGCAAUUCAGUAUCGUUCCAUCAAUCAUCGUGUGGACUCGAACUCCUUGUGGCUUUAUCGGUGGUAUUAUUCAGACAUUUGCCAAUGGUUUUUGAUUGUCACCAUUACGCUAAUCCUGGCUCUCCCGUUCAUUGAAACCCCUUCUUCGUUCACUGCCACAUCGGAUGUGCGAUAUCGCUUGGAAGCAUGGGAGCCUCCCUGUGGCCUCACGGAGAGCAUUGAACUGCUUUGCUUCCUUGUCUUUAUAGUGGAUGUCUCUGUAAAGAGUUACCUCAUAGGAUGGGAAGAAUUUCAGAAAACCAAGUGGUUAAUGGCGUAUAUCUUGGUGCUAGGAGUAUCCCUUGCAGACUGGACUGUCUCAUUGUGCUAUUCCUGUAGCGAGGGCAUGGUGAAGUCUUUCCCUUCACAAGGAAAUUUUGUCGUGGGAGAAUGGCAGACUCUGAGAAUAAGACGGAUCCUUCGACCGUUCUUCCUCCUUCAGAACUCUUCAAUGAUGAAAAAGACACUAAAAAGCAUUAAGAGGACAUUGCCAGAAAUUACGAGUGUUAUGCUGCUAUUAGCUGUUCACCUGUUUCUCUUUACCAUGUUUGGCAUGCUGCUGUUUGCUCGAACAAAGGAUGGCCAGCAGGACAAAGAAUGGCAAGGAUAUUUUCACAAUUUACCAGAUUCACUGACAUCAUUGCUGGUACUGCUAACAACCGCAAAUAAUCCAGAUGUGAUGAUUCCUGCCUAUUCUAAGAAUCGAGCAUAUUGCAUCUUCUUUAUACUCUUCACUGUAAUAGGAAACCUAUUUCUGAUGAACUUGCUUACAGCAAUAGUAUACAAUCAGUUUCGUGGAUAUCUUCUGAAAUCAGUUCAAUCCUCGCUUUUCCGGAGACGCUUAGGAAUCCGGGCUGCAUUUGAAGUUCUUUGCUCUGUGAAAGAGACUUCUGUCAAUAAGAAUAUCCUGUGUGUCCAACCUGAGGCCUUAGCUCAAGUUCUCCAGAAAGUAAAAAUGGAUUCUUAUUGCAAAGAAGCGGUCAUUGGGAAGCUUGAGUCAUCUCCUCCAGGAGGGUUGUCAGCUGCUCAGUUUCAGAUACUCUUUGAUGAACUCGACAAACACAAAGUUAAAGAGCAUCCUCCCAGUCCAGAUUAUCAGUCACCUUUUCUACAGAGGCUUCAGUUUGUCUUUGGUCAUCACUACUUUGGGUAUUUAGGGAAUGCCAUAGCUCUAGCAAACGUUUUCUCUGUAUGUGUGGUCAUGGUAAUGGAUGCUGAUAAACCACCAGCUCGGCGGGAUGACUUCUUCUUAGGGGUUAUAAAUUGUUUCUUCAUAUUCUACUACCUCCUGGAAAUGUUGCUGAAAAUAUUAGCAUUGGGAAUAAAAAGAUAUUUAUCAUAUCCGAGCAACAUAUUUGAUGGACUUCUCACUGUAGUUCUGAUGGUUUUGGAGGUGUCAACAUUUGCUGUGUAUGGAUUUCCUCAUCCAGGCUGGACUCCUGAAAUGUUGGGGUUGCUAUCUCUGUGGGACAUGGUCCGUCUGGCAAACAUGUUGAUUGUGUUCAGAUUUUUGAGGAUCAUCCCCAACAUAAAGUUCAUGUCUUUAGUUGCCAGUACACUGCUGGAUCUGGUGAAAAAUAUAAGAACUUUUGCCGGGAUCUUGGUGGUGGCUUUCUAUGCAUUUGCCAUAGUCGGCAUGGAGUUGUUUAGGGGCACCAUUUCACCCACGGGCAAUACCAGUCUUGUCAACACGAGCGCUGGCAAUGCCACUUUCCAGUGCGGCACAUAUGAGCAGCUGGCAUAUUGGCCAAACAACUUUGAUGACUUUGCUGCAGCACUGGUGACCCUGUGGGACGUGAUGGUUGUGAACAACUGGCAGGUUUUCUUGGAUGCAUAUUCCAGAUAUUCAACUCCAUGGUCAAAAUUGUACUUCGUCACCUGGUGGCUGAUUUCCUCCGUCAUUUGGGUCAACCUGUUCAUUGCCUUACUUCUGGAGAAUUUUAUUCAUAAAUGGGAUCGUCGGUGCCAUCGACCAUCUCUCUCGGAAGUUGAAUACCAGAUGACAAUGGAACUCAUGUUCAGGGAUGUUUUGGAAGAACCUUCAGAAGAAGAGCUGAUUGCAAAACUUCACCAGCAUCCACAUAUGCAUCUAUGUAGAUAACACAUAGGUGGAAACAGAAAUACAUCCUAGCCAUACCUGCAUUCAGGUUUUAUAGCCUCAAGAAAGAUACUGGAAAUAUUUCCCAAAACAAUCCUAUAUCUUUGAUUUUACUUUUGAAUUUUGCUUGUAAUACAAGGUAUUUAAAGACUGCAAUGUGUUCAUUUAAUUUUUUAAAAAACAAAAUCCUAAUUUGACUUCAUUUUAAGUUUACUUUUAUGGGACUAUGGAGCUAUUACUUUAAAAAUCUAUCAGAUAAUGUGGCAGAACAAUUAACUAUUUUUUGUAAGAAAGGGAAAUGUACCAGUGAUAUAUUGCACUUUACAAUGGAAACUCUGGGAGACGUAUAACCACUAUGGUGACUUGUUGCUAGCAUUAAAAGCAAAACAAAAAUACAAACCCCGUAAAUAACAGAACUUCCUUUUCUGGUAUUUGUUGCUGUCUGCUGUGCCAAGGACAAUGCCUUAAUAUUAGGAAAAUGUUCUGGUAAAUGCCUGACUUUUACAAUAAGGAUAGAUAUAAUGCUAAAUUUGGGUACUGAAAUAACAGGCUGCUACCCUGGUAGUUCUAUCAAAACAUAGGUUCCAAAGUGGCAAGUCUAUGUUAGAAUGAAGAAUAAUCCAGUGCCAUUAAUAACAUUGGUCAGAAUCUUCAUAGCGUGUGCGAUCAUGCAGUAUUCAUGUCUGUGAGCGAAACUACAUGUCACUUCAAAAGCAUGGCCAGAGCUAUGUCUCUCCCUGACCCCGAUUUACUCUACAGUAAGUCCAGAAAAUCCAGAUCAUGACCCAAGUGGGGGAGAGGGAGUGGGGAGGGCAUGGGGGGCCCGUGAACACUUAGCCUCCCCUCCAGCUGGGUUCCUGAUCCAAAUCAGCCCCCACCUUAACAUUACCAAAAGAUUAUCCAUUAAAAAAGGACCACUUAUUGGCAAUAUCUGUUUUACUUUAAAGUAAAAAUAAAAGUGAAAGAACUUUAAAGGAACAUGUAGUUUGUCCCUGCCACUGAUCUGGUUUACACGUAAUGACACGCCAGCAUGGGUUAAUUUCCCCAAAGGGUUUGUUAUGUUGCCGGCCGCCAUUUUAAAAAUGGAAACCAUGGUGGGAUCAUGCCGUGGUUUGUCUUUACAUGCGGACCCAGUCAGGGUAGGUUGCUGGUGUAGUUAAUAAACCACCCAGAACCCAUGGCCUGUUUCAGGAUUGUGGUUGGUUGGUUAAUCACCCCAACAACCCACUCUGGGCCCACACCCCAAAGUAGUUCUGUGUCCCUGUUCUAAUGGAUAAGAAUUGGCCACAAGGUUUGUUUGUUUUAGCUUAGUGUGCUCUAGUUACCUUGAACUAUAUGAUUCUGUGCUUGAAUGUUUCACUCCCUUUAAGUACAAAUAAAAAGAGCUUUUUUCUAUACUCUUAACACCCAUUGGACCUCCAACAAUAUUCCUAUGAUGUCAUUAUGUGUGUGUGAGCGUUUGUGCAAUGGUGCCAUUUGGCCAGUACAGAGUGCCCAGUUUACCAAUGCAAUAUAAAUUCCAUUUUCUCAUGCUCUGGGACUUUUUAUAUAGAGAAACCACUAAAAUAGUAUAUAUUUUAUGAAUUUUUAUGCAUUAAAUCAAAUGCGUUCCAUAAAUGUACUGUAAGAUUAUCAGUACAGGUCAUAUAUGAUGACAACAAGCAUUUGUAUGUAAUGACUGUUAAUGCAGUAAAAUAUUU
Molecule: messenger RNA, 4105 nt
Organism: Elgaria multicarinata webbii
Lineage: Eukaryota; Metazoa; Chordata; Lepidosauria; Squamata; Anguidae
Gene: TPCN2
Product: two pore segment channel 2
Exons: 26
Coding region: 48-2408 (786 amino acids)
Biological process (GO): endocytosis involved in viral entry into host cell; calcium-mediated signaling; transmembrane transport
Cellular component (GO): lysosomal membrane
Molecular function (GO): voltage-gated channel activity; intracellularly phosphatidylinositol-3,5-bisphosphate-gated monatomic cation channel activity; ligand-gated sodium channel activity
Source: RefSeq, a predicted model, not a curated record